Messenger RNA from Eucalyptus grandis, 1392 nucleotides. RefSeq lists its product as uncharacterized. Bases 365 to 997 code for a protein of 210 amino acids. The record is from RefSeq and is a predicted model, not a curated record. Lineage: Eukaryota; Viridiplantae; Streptophyta; Magnoliopsida; Myrtales; Myrtaceae. The transcript has 3 exons.
CAUCCAACGGCUGAGGAUCGAUCCCAGCCACCCCGCCUCAUCUGAGCCGUCGGAUUCAGCAGCGUUGCCCCAUUUGCUUUAUGAGCCUCUUUCCUCUUGUAUGCAUCAAAAUAAUUCGUGUUAAACGCUGAAGGUUGUCUAUUCAUCUCUCUCUCUCUCUUCCCCCCAUCUGCAAAUCUUCGUCUCUCUCCCUUAGAUGAGUUCCGGUUAUGGAAUAUGGUGAUCAUCUCUUCUAAAUGGCAAUGUUGCUCUUGGAGGGCUGGCUAGAGACCUAGCACCAUCAAUCUCUCUCUCUCAGAAGCCCUCAUUCCGACAGACAUUUUCCUUGGAGUACCAGUUGGGAGAUCGGCCUCGGCUUCGUCAGAUGUCGGUGCCGCAAUGGGUGGAGCCAUUGCUGAGCACCACAUUCUUCACCACCUGCUCGACGCACGGGGACGCGGCGAGGAGCGAGUGCAACAUGUACUGCUUGGACUGCAAUGGCGGAGACGCGAUCUGCUUUUAUUGCCACUCGUCGCGCCACAAGGAGCACCAAGUCCUUCAGAUAAGGAGAUCUUCAUAUCAUGACGUGGUGAGGGCUUCGGAGAUUCAGAAGGUGCUGGACAUAAGCGGAGUCCAGACAUAUGUGAUCAACAGCGCGAGAGUCAUUUUCUUGAACGAGAGGCCUCAGCCAAAAUCUGGGAACAGAAUUGCUCAUGCGUGUGAGGUCUGCAGAAGGAGCCUCUUGGACUCUUUCAGGUUCUGUUCAUUGGGUUGUAAGAUUGCAGGAAUGAAGAGAAAUGGGGAUGAUCCAAGAAGCUUUACCAUGGAGGCCAAUAAUGAUGAGAAGACAGUUGGGAAGAUUAGAGAAGGCAGAAGCUCAAGGAGGGUCUUGAGGGAGAGAGAAGAAUUGCACGAGAGCUCAAGAAGAGACAAGAACCCACCAAAGUCUCUUCCACUCAUUCCUUCGAGUGCAAGGAGAAGAAAAGGCAUCCCUCAUAGAGCACCAUUUGGGUCCUAAUCAAAGUGUAGGCAUUUUCAGCUCCAAAAGCCAAAACUCUAUUGUCAUAUGAACCUAACUUGGCUCAUAUAAGCUAAAGAAUAGAGAGAAAAGAGAGAGAGAGAGAGAUUCCUCUGUUUUUUUUUUCUCUUUUGAAGGAGGUGAUGGUCACCGUGUCCAAAGAGCAAAAGGGCAUGUUAUAAGUCCUGCCUUUUUGAGUUCUUUGGGGUCCCCAAAUGACAACAAAUUCCCCCUUGAAUAAUGCCACGAUUUGCUGUGUGUUCGAAAUUGCAAGUUGUAGACACCGUUAAGAUAUUGUGAGAAAGUCUCCUUUGUAAAGUCCAUUUAGCAUAUAGAUAUGUAUACAAAGAAAAUAUUUCAUGUGGCCCCCUCGAACACAUGGGCAGUUCACAAAA